AUGUCGGAGGACUAUGUUAUUGUCAAAUUCGACUAUCUAGCACAAGAGGAUCAAGAGCUGACAAUCAAAAAGAAUGAACGGUUAAAAUUACUGGAUGAUAGCAAAAAUUGGUGGAAGGUGGUCAACGACUCAAACACUAUUGGUUUCGUGCCAUCAAACUACGUGCGGAAAGAAUCAAUUGUGGACAAAGCGAAAGGAACAAUUAAAGGUUUAGCGCGAGGUCGCAACCGAUCUUCAGAUCCGGAGCCGGAAGAACGAGUCAACGGUCUCGAACGUCUUGCCUUCAGCUUGAACAACAAUUGUGCAAUCAAUCCAUCGACAAAUAAGAUCCCCAUGAUGAGUUCGAAAACGAAAGCAGUCGUCAAGUUCACCUACGAACCAAGACUCGAGGACGAGCUCGGUCUGACCAAAGGAGAAUUCGUGUACGUUGUCGAGAAAAGCACCGAUGGCUGGUGGAAAGGAGAAGCGCCAAACGGAGGAGUCGGAUGGUUCCCAUCAAACUAUGUGGAAGAGGUCGAGGCAUCUACAAAUGGAAAUCAGGGAAGCAUCGAGAACAGAAAACCAGUAGGUGCAGCAAUCCCACCACCAGCAGAACCAUACCGUCCACCACAAGAAAUCCAUCAGGCGCCACGCGGACAUAUGGAGAUCGUCGUUGCACUUUAUGCAUUUGAUGCCUCGUCACACGAGGAGCUCUCAUUCAGUAAGGGAGAACGACUGACAAUUGUGGACCAUCCAGAGCAUGAUCCAGAUUGGUGGCUGGCACAGAACGCGCAAGGCUCAAGCGGACUUGUUCCCCGGAAUUACAUUGAGGUGAUCGACGACUCGGCGGUGGAGAAUGUGACCAACAACACUCCCCAAUUCUCUGGAAGAGAGCGGUCAAUGGAGCAGGAGCCGUGGUUCUUUGGAAGAAUCUCGAGGGAGCGCGCCGAAGAACUUUUGCAGUAUGCCCGCAGUGGUGAAUUCCUCGUCAGAGACUCGGAGAGCCAUCCCGGCGACUUGUCUAUCUCCGUGCGAGGAACCGAGCGCAACAAGCAUUUCAAAGUGCAAACGAUCGAUGGCCAACUCAGAAUUGGAAACCGGACGUUCCCAAACAUGCACGCGCUCAUCAGCCACUACACAACCAAUCCAUGCUUCUCGUCGGCAACUGAGAAGCUCUACUUGACGAGUCCACUUCCGAAGUAA
Molecule: messenger RNA, 1182 nt
Organism: Caenorhabditis briggsae
Lineage: Eukaryota; Metazoa; Nematoda; Chromadorea; Rhabditida; Rhabditidae
Gene: Cbr-nck-1
Product: Protein CBR-NCK-1
Exons: 7
Coding region: 1-1182 (393 amino acids)
Molecular function (GO): protein binding
Source: RefSeq, a predicted model, not a curated record